GAUCUUUCCUCUUCUGCGUCUCGCUCGUGUGACUUUUACGCGUCUGCGCCUCUCAUACGAAUAGGAUUUCGAUCAUUAGUUUAUUCAUUCAUUUAAUAGAAACAUGCCCACUGACGCACAGUGUAUUAAAGCCACACCUUUGAUUUCUUAACUCAUCUUUCUUAAACAGAAGAAACCCAAGGAGCCUGAGUGCUGCAGUUCCUGUUUUUAGGAGAGGUUUAGUUGUACAGCCGGUGGCACCACACCGAUUACAGAAGUGUAUUCAAUCGCCUCUCUUUUUCUUCGUGAAGUUCAUUAUGAGGUCUUUUGCAGUGGUGGUGGGCUUGUUGGUGGCAUUCACCCUGGGCCUAUUGGGCAUUAUUCACUCGAGGAAAAACUUGGUGAUCCAACUGAUCAGUACCAACCAUUUUGAGAGUGUGAAGAACAAAGUGACCAGUGACGUGCUGAAUGAGUUCCAGUCCAAUAUUGCUGAGGCCACCAUUCGGCUGGAGCAAACCAAGAAAGAACUCCAGGAACUUUCAGCCGACGUUAAAGGAUCUCAGGAGGUUGCAGAUGGGAAAAAAGCUGAGCUGAAGACAUGCAACAGUGAUCUGAGUCAGAUCAAGGAUGAAAUUGGUUCUCUAGAAGCAGAGAGAAGCAAAUCUGACACGGAGUUUCAGAAGUCAAAGUCUAGUUUGACCGAGCAGAUAAGCAACCUCAAGAAAGAACUUGAGAAACGCAGCAAAGUGUGCGACUACAUCACCAAGAACUCUGUAGAGGGGAUGAAACUCUGUGGUAUUGUACCUGUUCUACAAGCCGAGCCAAAUCCCGGAGCUGCUAAAGCAGCCUAAUAAGAGGCCAAGGCAGGAGCUCCAAGGUUAAAGCUUUGAGGGCAGAGAAGAUAACAUGGACUAAGUCAUCGAAAUAAAAAGUGAAAACUCAAAGCUUUAUUAUUUAUAUCAAGGAAUAUUUAUAUUAAGGAAAAUGCACUCAUACAAUUGCAGACCUACAAUAUGUGCAUAUACAAAUACAAGUUACACUCCAUAGAUUUCUUUCAAUCUUUUAGGUCAAAAUCAAUGUCUUGAUAUGUCUUCUAUUGUUCUUGUGUUUUGUUUUCAGGCUAUGUUUCUGACUGGAUGUUUUUCCAUAUACAGGAAUGUUUAUACUGUUAUACAUCUUAUGAUUUUUUACUAAAAGUUCAUAGGAGUUUGGUCCAACCAUCUCUCAGGUUAGGAGGAAGGCAUGCAUCAAGAUUCAUCAAGACUCUCAGUGGAAUGAAUUUUUCCUAGAUAUCUGACCAGCUGAGUCAAUGGCAGCCUUCAAACAGGCUUGUACAUUCUUAUAAAUCUUUAGGAAUGCACUGAGGCUGUCAAAAUGUGGUUAAGGAUUUUCUAAAAGUGCAUUAGGUUUGUAAAACAUGUUUCCCAAUAAGUCUGUGGCUUAUUGCUUUUUGUAAAUCGUUCCUUCCUCUCAUCCCUUUCAUGAAGUAAAUCAAGUAUAUUUAGAAGAAUAUCAGUAAAUGAAAUGAAACUGUUACAAGGAACUAAAUUUAAUAAGCAAAAUCAAACUGUACCUUCUUAGUAAUGUCCAUGUUGUACCUGUUUUCACAUGUUUUCUUAAAAAAAAUGAAAGCAAUGUGCAUAACAACAAAUUAGUUUUCAGGCCUUUUAGCCUUCAUUAAAAAACAAAAUCAACAAUUUUUUAAGGUAAGAUAACAAAUGGUUUAAGUUGGCAUGCACAAAUUGUGUAUUAUCUGUUUUCAGUCCUGGUACUGAAUGUAAAUCAAUUUAUUUAAGCAAUUUAUAUAAGGGUAAGUGAAUAAAAAGGAGUAUGGUAAGA
Molecule: messenger RNA, 1818 nt
Organism: Hemibagrus wyckioides
Lineage: Eukaryota; Metazoa; Chordata; Actinopteri; Siluriformes; Bagridae
Exons: 4
Coding region: 297-830 (177 amino acids)
Source: RefSeq, a predicted model, not a curated record